CGCUCCAUCAGUGGAUGCUCCCAAAGCAAUCUUCACUCAAUGACCGUGUCCAGCGAUCGUCUUCCGACAAUGCCCCAAGAUGACCAGGCAGCGAGCCCAGCCCCAGUCGACGUAGGUGAUACGAACGACCAUCGGCCCUGGAAGAAGGCGGUGCGGGUCAAGACCUGGCUUGUCAUCGACUUGACUGGCCGAGUCCAGCAGAUCGAUGCCGGGAAGCAUUCGAUCAUGCGCCGCACGGGGCUCUCAGCCCGUGACCUCCGGAUCCUCGACCCAUUCCUCUCGUACCCGUCAUCCAUCACGGGCCGUGAGAGGGCGAUUGUGAUCAAGUUGGAGCACAUCAAGGGGAUACUCACUGCGCAUGAUGUCUGGUUGCUGAACUCUAGGGACCCGGCGGUGGUUCCUUUCGUGGAGGAGCUCAAGCGACGGUUCUUGAAUUAUCAUGAAGCCAACACAGCCAAGAUUCGCCGAAACGGCAGCGGUGAGCAAACUGCGGAGGAGCUGACAAAAAUCCUUGAAGGUACGCAAGAUGGGGAACGCGGUCAAGUGUUGAAGGAACAACAAGACAGAUUGCAGACUCUUCCUUUCGAGUUUGUUGCUUUAGAGGCAUGCCUUGAAGCUGCUUGCUCCUGUUUAGACGACGAGACAGAGGCAUUAGAGAAAGAGGCUUAUCCCGCUUUGGAUAACCUAACUUCGGAGAUCAGUAGCUUCUACCUCGAAAGGGUUCGUCAGAUUAAAGGUCGUUUGGUUGCAUUAACUCAACGCGUACAAAAGGUAAGGAAUGAGCUCGAGCAUCUUCUUGAGGAUGAUGGAGACAUGGCGGGGAUGUAUUUGACCAGCAAACUGCUUCAGGAAGAAGAUGACAACUCUUCUUCUUCUUUAGAUACCAUCGAGGAAGACGAAGAUCAUGAACUAAACAAUGACAGGCAUCACAGUGGAGAUCCUGAUAUCUCACCCGACGACGGCUUGACUCCUCUGCAUGGCUUGCUGAAUGAUGAAAUCGAAAGGGUGGAGAGCAACAGUUCUCACGGUGCCCCAGCCAGGCAUGCCGACGUGGCAGAGUUAGAGAUGCUCCUAGAGGCAUACUUUGUGCAAGCUGAUGGCACACUUAACAAGCUCUCUACACUGAGGGAAUACGUCGACGACACAGAGGACUACGUGAAUAUAAUGUUGGACGACAAACAAAACAAUCUUCUGCAGAUGGGAGUGCUGUUAACAACUGCUAUUCUGGUGAUCAGCGUGUACAUAGCCAUUGUUGGCGUGUUGGGCAUGAACAUCACCAUCAACCUUUGGCAUCCCCCAAAUAAUUCGCAGGAAGACUUCCUAUGGACCAUUGGCGCUUGCUCCAUUGGGACCAUCAUAUUGUAUGUCGGCAUAGUCGCAUUGUACAAAUACAAAGGUGUGAUAUAUUAAGGGCAUGCAGAAAUUUAAGAUUACCUGCAAAAUAAACUAAAUGUUUAGGUAGACAUCCUCCAUGGAUAGUCUGUUAUGACUACUGCAAAACUGUAAUUCUGAACUUGUAGCUCAUGUAAUCUUGAAGCAUGUGGACACAAGGUGAGAUGAUUCCCAGUACAAUGAAGUAGAAAAGAAAAAAGGAUA
Eucalyptus grandis is the source of this 1596-nucleotide messenger RNA. RefSeq names its product magnesium transporter MRS2-3. The record is from RefSeq and is a predicted model, not a curated record. Bases 40 to 1410 code for a protein of 456 amino acids. The transcript has 7 exons. Gene Ontology annotation, biological process: magnesium ion transport. Gene Ontology annotation, molecular function: magnesium ion transmembrane transporter activity. Lineage: Eukaryota; Viridiplantae; Streptophyta; Magnoliopsida; Myrtales; Myrtaceae.